AUGGAGGCAGCUCCCGGGGCUGCUCCUGCCUUCGCUGCCAGCCCGGGGAGCCCGGGGGGCCGAGCCCGAGCUGGGGAGAGCGGCAGGACGAGGCUGGGGAUCCGUGCGGGAAGGGCAGGGGAGCGCACAAAGAACUCGGGGCCGCACGUGUGCGGCUGCUGCGGGAACUCCGAACUUUCUCUGGGGGCUUCUCCGCCAAAUGUGUGCCCAGUGUUUGAGCUGGCCCUGGUGGGACACCAGGAGCCCUGCAUUCAGUCCUUCAACAGGAUGGUCAAGAUGUGGAAACAAGGCUGCACAAAGGGGAGGUGGUGUGUGAGCUAUGAGAGAAGGUCUGGCUACUACACGGUUUACAAGCAGGUGUACAGGAUGGAGCAGCAGACUGUCUAUAAGUGCUGCCCUGGCUGGGCCCAGCGCGACAACGAACGCGGCUGUCUGCACUACGUGGAUGAGUGCGAGGUGCUGAACGGAGGCUGCCAGCAGGGCUGUGUCAACACCCAGGGCUCCUUCCAGUGCCAGUGCCGGGCGGGAUUUCGGCUCCACGCCGACGGGCGCACCUGCAUCGCUGUCAAUUCCUGCAGCAUUAACAACGGGGGCUGUGAGCAGGACUGUGUUCAGCUCAGUGAGGACCACUACAAGUGCCAGUGCCAGCCAGGCUACCAGCUGGAGACAGAUGCCAAGUCCUGUCAAGCUUGGAACCCCUGCACAAGUGGGAAUGGAGGAUGCUCACAAAUCUGUCAGAACGAGAGAGGAAUUGCAAAAUGCGGGUGUCAUCCAGGGCAUUCUCUUUCCGUAGACAAAAAGUCCUGUUUAGAUGUGGAUGAGUGUGCAGAGGGCAGAGCCAGGUGUGCCCAUCGCUGUGUGAACACCCCGGGCUCCUUCAGCUGUGCCUGCAGCCCCGGCUUCGAGCUGGGCGCAGACGGGCGCCAGUGCUACCGCAUCGAGAUGGAAAUUGUGGACAGCUGCCAGGACGGGAACGGCGGCUGCUCCCACCAGUGCGAGCACACGGCAGCGGGACCGCGCUGCUCCUGCCACCGCGGCCACCGCCUGGGCACGGACGGCAAAACCUGCACAGAGGUGGAUGAGUGUGAAACUGGAGAGUCCUGCUGCUCCCAGUUCUGCAUCAACUACGCGGGGGGCUACGAGUGCGCCUGCCAGGCGGGGUUCCAGCUCAGCACCGACGGCUGCUCCUGCGACGAUGUGGAUGAAUGUGGUCUGGAUAACGGCAACUGUGACCAUUUCUGUGUGAACUCCCUGGGGUCCUACGAGUGUGCCUGCAAGGAGGGUUACAGGCUGGGGGAUAGCAGAUGGGCCUGCGUGGGUGUGGAGGAGGUGGAUGCAGAGGAGGCAGUGGGGCUGGCCGGUGCCCCGGGGCUGCAGCUCCGAGGGCCCCCCCAGCUGCUCCACUACGCCCUGGGAGCCCUGGCUGAGGAUGGAGACCCCCGAGGGGAGCUCACCCUGGUGCACAGGGUCGUGUGCCUGGGUGACACGUUUGGCCAGGACUGCAGCCUGAGGUGUGAGGAUUGUCUGCACGGGGGCCGCUGCAACAGCGAGCGCAGCGGCUGCGUCUGCCCGCCCGGCUGGGCUGGUGUCAUCUGCAAUGAGACCUGUCCCCCCGGCUCGUUCGGCAGAGGAUGUGCCGGUGUCUGCAAGUGCCAGAACGGCGGCUGGUGUGACCCCGGCACGGGGCAGUGCCGCUGCCCGCCCGGCGUGCUGGGCCGGCUCUGCGAGGAUGGUUGCCCAAAAGGUUUCUUUGGGAAGAACUGUAACAAACCGUGCAACUGUGCCAACAAGGGUCACUGCCACAGACUGUACGGAGCCUGCCUGUGUGACCCCGGGCUCUACGGACGCUUCUGCCACCUCACCUGUCCCAGGUGGGCCUUUGGCGCGGGCUGCUCGGAGGAGUGUCAGUGUGUCAAGGAGCACACGCUGGAGUGCAGCCCCAGGAACGGCUCCUGCACCUGCCAGCCUGGAUACCACGGCAAAAAGUGUCAGAAAGAGUGCACCCCGGGGUUUUAUGGGGCUGGUUGCAAACUGAGGUGCAGCUGUCCUCCUGAUGUCCUGUGUGAUCCUGAGACAGGAGCCUGCAAACAUCCAUGUCCAGCUGGCUUUCAUGGAGAAAAAUGCCAUUUGUCUUGUCAGCCUGGAAGCUUUGGAAUGGGCUGCAGGCAGAGGUGCAGCUGUGGAGGAGCCCCGUGUGAUCCGAAGACAGGGCAGUGUGUUUGCCCAGCUGGGAAGACUGGUGCUACGUGUGAGCAAGAUUGUCCAGAUGGCCAGUGGGGACCAGACUGCCAGAACUCCUGCGAGCCCUGCGCCAACGGGGGACAGUGCAACAGGGAAACCGGAGCCUGUGACUGUCCCCCUGGCUACACUGGGCCAUCCUGCUCUGCCACCUGCCCCGAUGGGCACUAUGGCCUGGGCUGCGUGUCGCUGUGCAGCUGUGGCAGCAGCGCCCAGUGUCACCACGUCACCGGAGAGUGCUCCUGUCCCCCGGGCUGGACCGGCCACCACUGCAAACACCCAGUGCAGCAGGGUUUGGGGGUGGUGCUGGAUGUGACCCCGUUUCCCUUGGCAGCCUGCAGCAGCGGCCGCUGGGGCCAGGGCUGCGCCAACUCCUGCGCCUGCGACGGCGGCGACUGCGACCCUGCCACGGGCACCUGCUCCUGCCAGCCGGGAUUCACCGGGCAGCACUGCCAGCUCAGGUGCCCCGAGGGGAGCUUUGGGCCGGGAUGUGAGUCCAGCUGUCAGUGCCAGAACGGAGCCGCCUGCGACCACGUCAGUGGAGCCUGCACCUGCACGGCGGGCUGGACUGGAACCUUCUGUGAAAGAGUCCUGAAGGAAGAUUGUGGAGGGGAGAGUGAAAUUCAGCGCUUUGUAAAACACCGUUUCCGCAUGUUUUCUCUCAAGAAGGCAGAGUGUUUGCUCUCAGCUGACCUGGGUUACCUCUUAACUUAG
This is a messenger RNA of Poecile atricapillus (Black-capped chickadee), 2952 nucleotides long. Its product is annotated as multiple epidermal growth factor-like domains protein 6. The record is from RefSeq and is a predicted model, not a curated record. The transcript is spliced from 23 exons. NCBI's taxonomy places the organism in Eukaryota, Metazoa, Chordata, Aves, Passeriformes, Paridae. Bases 1 to 2952 code for a protein of 983 amino acids. Gene Ontology annotation, molecular function: protein binding; calcium ion binding.